AUGAGAGGAAUCGUCCAACAUGUAGGAGAUAUUGCAAUCCUAGUGGUUCUAUCGACAGCUCAGAUAUCACAAGCGAUGGAUACGAGUACUGUCAUAUCCAGAUGGGGACAUGCAGCGGCUUACAUUCCUUCGCCUCCGACUUUGGUUAUUCAAGGAGGUAAAACCGAUCCUUCUUCUUUAUACACUUACUCUUCUUCUCCCAAUACUGGUGAAACCCUUCUUCUCCCUCUUGAUUCCGGAUUUGCAUCCUCAUACGCGCCUAUCACUUCACUCGAAACUCCCUCUGCACCCACAUCAGCAUGGCAUACUCUCAGCGCUCUCUCUUCUUCCGAUGGUUCAUGGCAGCUACUUUAUUUUGGUGGCGACGGAGGAACAAGUGAACCUGUGCAAACGGGCUAUGAUUCGUCUUGGAUAUCGUCUAUAAAUCCUUCUGGACCAACAGCCAGCUUUACAAGACAAGCAAGUGGGAAUGGGCAACCUAUGCGAAGGAUAUAUCAUUCUGAUUCCUCAGCGAAUGGGAAAGUCUAUAUCUCUGGUGGAAUGAAAGAUGACGGAUCAGGAGCGACAUUUUCAGAAGUCUACAUAUAUGACUCGUCCACGACUACUUUCUCAUCAUUACCUAGCCUUCCUAUAGGACUGUAUCACCACUCGUCCAUGCUUCUACCAAACGGCACUCUAUUAGCUCUGGGAGGAGCUUAUACGUCUCCUGUUACGGGAGGAGCGGCACUUCAAUCAUACUCGACUAUCUACUCUCUCGACACCUCCUCUUCAUCUCCGACUUGGACUGCGAUACAUACGAGUGGGAAUGUGCCAGAAGGCAGAAGGGGUGCUAGUGUAGUCUUGAAUGACGAUGGAAACAAAGCUUUUCUAUUUGGAGGUGCGGAUGCCGCUUUGGGAGAAGUGUAUGGUGAUGGAUGGGAAUUUGAUUUGGGUAAUUGUGCUUGGAAACAGGUCACUACUAGUGAUUCAAGUCCAGGAGCGCGAUACGAUCACAUAGCCGUGGGAGUCGGUGGAAACCAAGUGGUCAUCUUUGGAGGCUACAGUGAUGGUAAACCUGCUGAUUCCUUCGUCCAUAUCUGGGACAUCUCUUCGAACUCCUGGAAGAGCGAUUUUGCGCCUGUUAUUUCAACUUCAACAUCAACUACAGCAACGUCCCCAGGUGGUAAGUCGCCCAUCAUUAGCGGUGCUUCUACUUUAUAUAUUCCUGGGACAAAGGCGAUAUCUUCAUCAGGAUCGGGUACCACAGUCUCGAGUGCGAAUGUCCCGUCAUCCUCGUUAUCUACAUCCUCCACACCUACCUCCAUGCCUACCGACGCAGGAGCGCAUAGCCAUCCUCUCACUACGCCUAUCCGGAUCGGCUUGAUCCUUGGUAUACUAGCUUUCGCGGCAGCGAUCUUAGGUUUAUGCCUGUGGAGGUACAAGCGGAAACAAAAGCAGAGACAAUCCGAAGUCGCCUCUUCCCAUUGGCCAAGUAACGGUCCACGAGGUCGGACGCCGUCUCGCCCUUAUGGAUCAAGAGAGAAAGGCGGGCAAGGCUUUAUGGAGGACCUUGCAACGGAAAAGUAUAUCGAAGGUGGAUAUGAAGUCUGGGGAUUGAGAGAAAAGGGGGCUUCUAUAGGUUUAGGAAUGGGUGCUAUCGGAGCGACUUUGCAUAGCAUUUCUAGCAAAUUCAGUGGCAAGAAGGAGGACCCUUAUGCAGAAUUAGAUGAUGAACAAGCAGAGGAGCUAGGUGGACCUUUGAGAAAGUCAUCGAGAAGAAUAGGAGAUGGUAUCAGAUUACUUGGGCCUAGACCUCAGCGUGAAAAAUCGCUGUACUACUCUCCUGAGAAACCUGUUAGACAAGCUAGUAUUAUUCGGAAUUCAAGAAUCGACAUGUUCAGGAAGGAGGACGAAAUCCAAGCUGGUCCUAGUGGAAGAGCGGAAGAAGAGGAAGAUUGGGUCUGGGAUUCAGAUGGAAGUGAGAGAAACUGGAAAUCUGCAAAGUCAUUAUUGAACCGACGAUCAGAUGAAGAAGAUCCAUUCGAUGAUGGUCCGAUCUUACCUCCCCUUCGAGGUGGUCCUGUACCCACUCCCCACGAAUCAAGAAGUGAUCUAGGUACUUUUGACGAAAUCGUCAGUAUGUCAAAUCCUUAUUCUGAUUUAUCGAGGAACUCACAUUCAGAGUUAUCAAGAAAUCCGUAUUCCGAUGUUUCCAGAAAUAGAUUAUCAACUUCUUCACACGACCCAUCAUUGGAAUAUCAUUUACCAAGUUUGUCCCCAUCCGAUCCAUUAGAUUUGGCAGGGCUAUUAGUCCCGCCCGGGGAUGGUAAAAGGUAUUCACAAUCUUCUAUGCCUGUUUCCGCUCGUUCUGGAAAAUCGGGUCAAUCCAACGCUUUAUCCGAUGCGGAAGAAGGAAUUAUUUCGGAAGCACGUUACAUACACUCUCAGUCACCAACAUUAGUAUCUCCUUCGGAAGUAGCUUAUGUACCUAUCAAAAGAAGUGAAUCCUUCUUCCGUCGAAUGGCUGCUGGUGGUAUCACAUCACUUCUCUCUUCAAACAAACCAACACCUCCACGGAAAGAACUUGAUAUCCGAGAUCCUGCACCUCAACCUACAUUAUGGCCUGUCAUCUCUAAUGAUGAGUUGAACUCCUCACCGAUCUCACCUAAUAGCAAUCAUCCUCCUACAAGCUGGAAAGCCGAUACUCUAGGGCUACCCUCCAGUCAAGGUAAAGGACCUAGUCUCUCUUCUUUGAAUUCAGCAAGAUCAAUGAGGGAUAUGGUACUCAUUCAAAGGGAGAUGUCCAGUUCGUCAGUGGAAAGUCAAGCUCUCAUCGAACGUUCAUCUCCUAUUCAUAGUAGAAACGUUUCCGAGACCACAGUGAUGAGAGCGGAAGAAAGUGAUUCUCUAUCGCCUUUACCAUCUGAGGUAUCUUCUCUCCCUGCUCGACCUAAUGGAGCGGGACAUUGUCGACAACCUAUGGGAUUUGAAACUCCGGGAGAAAUCGUAUUCAACGGUGCGGAUUUCGCUUCACCGCCUAUCUUACCAAUCAACGAGUUUGGCCCUCGUCUAUCUCCAGCUCCAAGAUUCAUUGACAAUGAUGGUGGAACGGGACCCCACAUACAAUCAGUACUCCCUGUAACUCCGACGCGUGAUAGAUUCAUCUCGUUGAACACACCCUCGAUCGAUGAAUCUUCGUUACCUCCUUCUGGCUCACCAAUCCCCUCACCUCUUGUUCAACAUCGCAGACCGGUAAAAGAUGUCGUCAAUUCCAUCAACAAACGUGGUGGAUCAACACCUUUCAGCUUAUUAUCUCCAAUGUCAAAUUAUUCUCCAAUGGUAGAUAGAAAAUUGUCUUCUGAUUUCACUGGAUCAUCAAACCGACCAUCUUCCAUAGCUGAAGAUCCGUUCAGAUCGCCUGAAACGACUCCGAAACCAAAGGAAAAGAGAACUAUCCUUCAGGAUUCCCCGACACUGGGAAGAUCGCUGACUCCGACAGUAGCGAUCAUGGGAAAGAGAAACUUGUCGGGAUCAGGAUCAGGAUCAGGAGAGAAAAGGCCUACUACGAUGUGGGAAGUGAUCAAGAAAGAACAGCUGAAAGUAGCUAAUCCAGAUCAAAGGAAGGUUGGUGGGAAAGCGGAAGGAAGUUGUUCGUCUAGUCGAGGGUGA
Molecule: messenger RNA, 3648 nt
Organism: Kwoniella shivajii
Lineage: Eukaryota; Fungi; Basidiomycota; Tremellomycetes; Tremellales; Cryptococcaceae
Exons: 5
Coding region: 1-3648 (1215 amino acids)
Molecular function (GO): protein binding
Source: RefSeq, a predicted model, not a curated record